Molecule: messenger RNA, 360 nt
Organism: Endocarpon pusillum Z07020
Lineage: Eukaryota; Fungi; Ascomycota; Eurotiomycetes; Verrucariales; Verrucariaceae
Exons: 1
Coding region: 1-360 (119 amino acids)
Source: RefSeq, a predicted model, not a curated record
AUGGCAACCCUCUCUUUCGACCGCUCCUCACACCUUCGCUUCAGCGCCGCCACCGCAUCCGGUUCCUCAGACUGGCAUGCCGCCAACGCACCGAAGAUGUCCUCCACAAAACAAACUCAAGGAUGGAUCGUCGCUCCUCUCACUACACCUACAGCCAUGGACAAGAAAUCGAAUUCGAAAGCCGCCGCGGUGACGAUCGCUCCGGUUGAGGUAUCUCGGCCCCAGCGGUGUAGGGUCAGGAGGGGAAAUGGGGAUGCGGAUGGUCUCACCAGUAUUCGUGCAGAGGGUGGGGUGAGGGAGGUGGAGGUUGCGCAGAGAAUGGGAAGAAUGGCGAGGAGAGCCGAUAGAUUUCAACGCUAG